Molecule: messenger RNA, 852 nt
Organism: Penicillium cataractarum
Lineage: Eukaryota; Fungi; Ascomycota; Eurotiomycetes; Eurotiales; Aspergillaceae
Product: CCDC90 family protein
Exons: 2
Coding region: 1-852 (283 amino acids)
Cellular component (GO): mitochondrion
Source: RefSeq, a predicted model, not a curated record
AUGGGGAACGAUGGAGCCGAAGAUAUCCCUGCCGAUUCCGCUCGUCUUUGGCGCAAAGAAAACAAACAACCGCAAAUAUCUCUCUAUCCGAACCAGGGAGCGUUUGACGAUGCCAUCCACAUGCCCACUCCUUCCGCCUAUUUGACUCCCCCUGGACUAGCAAUAUCCAACAACAAACUCUCCCAUCCGACACCAAUCCCUGACAAUUAUUAUUUCGAUACUUAUUCUUUAGUUCGCAAUAUCUCAAAGGGCGGCUUUACAGAUGAUCAAUCAGUCACGAUCAUGGAAGCCAUCGAACAUAUUCUAGAGAACAACAUCGACUUCACAGAGCAAUGCCUGACGUCCAGAUACAAUUUUGACAACGACUCUUAUCUGUUCAAGGAAGCCUGCUCCCAACUCCGAUCGUCCAUACAGUCAGCCCGUGAUUUGGAAGCGGAAAGACAACAUGCUUCGCGGAUACAAUUGCAGCACGAAUUUAAUAUGCUCUCGCAGCGUCUCCAUCAGGAAAUGACGGAAAUGAAGGAUAGUAUUAGGGGUAUGUUAAAUGACCACAGUAUCACAAUCCGAGAGUACCAGCGUAAUAUCGACACCUUGCUCCAGGAGCUCAAUUACAAAAUUAAUGUGUCGCUGAAUGGGGACGGGAAGGCCGCAAUCGAGAGUAUCAGAUGGAUUUUGACAAGUCGCGCUGCUCUUACUGUUGCGACUUGUGCCUUGAUGAUCGUCUUCGUCCUGAAGUUCUAUUCCGUCCGCAUGCAAGAUUCAGAGCGCAAUAUAAAAAAUCAAGAAGAGAAUCAGCUGAAAAGCCACGUCUCAACCGAAGUGUGCAAGACUCUCUUUACUGCCAUCCGAUAA